This is a messenger RNA of Trichoderma aggressivum f. europaeum, 1404 nucleotides long. RefSeq lists its product as uncharacterized. The record is from RefSeq and is a predicted model, not a curated record. Bases 1 to 1404 code for a protein of 467 amino acids. Gene Ontology annotation, molecular function: L-alanine:glyoxylate transaminase activity; pyridoxal phosphate binding. Gene Ontology annotation, biological process: glyoxylate catabolic process. NCBI's taxonomy places the organism in Eukaryota, Fungi, Ascomycota, Sordariomycetes, Hypocreales, Hypocreaceae. Gene Ontology annotation, cellular component: mitochondrion. The transcript has a single exon.
AUGGCUCCGGGAGCUCUAGUCGAAUCUGAAAGCCCUCUGUUGGCCCCCGUGUCGGGAAAGCUCGACGUUGCCCCUACACUCUACGCCGGAAUCGACGAGAAACAGCUCCGUGAAAAGUCCAAGGCACACUUGAUCAACUACGGCACCAAGUUUCACGAUGAUGUGAUCACCGGGGCUCGUGGAAUGUACAUUUACACAGCCUCUGGCCACAGAAUCCUUGACUGGACUUCGGGCCAGAUGUCUUGUCUUCUUGGCCAUGGACACCCCGAGAUUGUUAAGACCAUUUACGACCACGCCAUGUACCUCGACCAUCUCUUCUCGGGCAUGGUUUCUCCUCCUGUUAUCAGCCUCGGGGAGCGUCUUUGCAAGGCUCUUCCGGAGGGCCUGGACAAGGCCUUCUUCCUUUCCACCGGUGGUGAGAGUAACGAGGCCGCUAUUAAGAUGGCAAAGGUGUACACUGGCAAAUGGGAAAUCGUUGGCCUUGGUGCUUCUUGGCACGGCAUGACUGCCCAGGCUCUGGGAGCUCAAUACCACUUCGGUCGUAAGGGCCAAGGCCCAACUAUCCCCGGCCAGUUCAUGCUUCCCUCGCCCAACGCAUACCGCUCUCAGUUCCGCAAUCCCGAUGGAUCUUAUGACUGGGAGGCCGAGCUUGAUUACGGCUGGAAAAUGAUUGACUUGCAGUCCACUGGCAACCUUGCCGCCUGCAUUGUGGAAUGCAUUCAAAGCUCAGGGGGCAUGCUUGUUCUCCCCCCCGGAUACCUCAAGGCCAUGAAGAAGCACUGCGAGGCAAGAGGCAUGCUCCUCAUCGUCGACGAGGCACAAACCGGAGUCGGACGAUGCGGCGACUUCAUGGCCAUCAACCACGAGGACGUCGUGCCGGAUAUCCUCACCCUGUCCAAGACUCUCGGCAACGGCCUUCCCCUCAGCGCCGUCAUCACCAGCGACGAAAUCGACCGCGUCUGCGCCGAAAAGGGCUUCAUGUUCUACACCACCCACGUCAACGACCCCCUCCCCGCCGCCGUCGGCGACAAAGUGCUCGAAAUCGUCUUCCGCGACAACCUCGUCCAGCACGCGCGCGAGGCAGGCAAAGUCCUCCACGACGGCCUCCAGAAGCUAAAGUCCCGCUACGCCUGCAUCGGCGACGUGCGCGGCCGCGGCCUCAUGGCCGGCAUCGAGAUCGUCGCCAGCCGGGAAACCAAGGAGCCCGCCCUGGAGCUGGCCAAGAGCAUCGGCGACACGGCGUACAACCUGGGCGUGUGGGCCAACUUGAGCAGCCAUCCGAGCUUUGGGGGCACGUUCCGGAUUGCGCCGCCGAUUACGGUGACGGCGGAGCAGAUUCAGGAGGGACUUGAUAUGUUGGAGAGGGCUUUUGCGGAGACGGAGGGGACGAUGCCUCUUUAUUGA